Batrachochytrium dendrobatidis JAM81 is the source of this 627-nucleotide messenger RNA. RefSeq lists its product as uncharacterized. The coding region runs from base 1 to 627 and encodes 208 amino acids. The record is from RefSeq and is a predicted model, not a curated record. Lineage: Eukaryota; Fungi; Chytridiomycota; Chytridiomycetes; Rhizophydiales. The transcript has a single exon.
AUGAGCUCAAGACUUGGUUACGACGACAGACAUAAAGGUCGCUCAUCUUUUCGAGACAAUAAUGAUCCUUCGUGUCGCAGAGAUGGCCGCCAAGAUGUUGACUACCGUAGUGGCGGAGAUUCCCUGUAUCACAAAAGUGACCGACCUUAUGAUCGAGCGUCUACUUAUUCCUCUGACAGAAGCAGAGAUGGCGACCGUCGUAGAAGUAGAUCUCCUAUUGGCCAGUACCGUAGCCGUCGCAAUAGUGAUAGAGAGUCUCAUGAUAGUGGCAGCAGUCGUGGUAGAUUCAGUCAACAUACUGCUACGGAUCGCGAGUCUACUGAAAUAAGCGGCAGCUCAUUUGAAACCUUGGCAUUUGAAAUUGAUCUAACAUUUGUGAGACAUGCUCCAUUUAAUGUUCGUACUCCCCAUCGACCUAAUCCCAAUCGCUGGCCAACUCCUCCAGGUAUACACUCUUUGCAGGACCAUCAGAGUGUUUAUCCAAUUGACUCGGUUUCUGAAAUCAGAUCUGAAUCCCGUGACCAUGCCGCAAAACCCAGAUUCAGGUCUCAAGAUGACUCGGCUCCAUACCCACGACACCAUGCUGACGAAGACCAACGCAGCUAUAAAUAUGCCAGGCGUGAAUAG